Molecule: messenger RNA, 1104 nt
Organism: Lentinula edodes (shiitake mushroom)
Lineage: Eukaryota; Fungi; Basidiomycota; Agaricomycetes; Agaricales; Omphalotaceae
Exons: 6
Coding region: 53-1069 (338 amino acids)
Biological process (GO): endoplasmic reticulum tubular network organization
Cellular component (GO): endoplasmic reticulum tubular network
Source: RefSeq, a predicted model, not a curated record
UCGGAUUCCUUUCAUCAUUUUCAGUCAAGCUGGCUUUACACUGUUGUUCGAAAUGUCAUUUAUAACGCGUUUAUUCUUCAAACAAAAAGAAGAAGAUUAUGAUACUAUUCUAUCCACCUUGGCGAAUAAUAUCAGAAAACGUCAACAGCAACUGUCCGCAAUUCGACUUCGUGAACGCCGAGCAACUUUGCUAGUAACGCUGUAUACGCUGGCAGUGUGGGUGGCCUAUGUCAGCCUGUGGUAUACCGAUUUUCUGCCAAACAUACCUGGUAGAGGCACGCGGCAGCCUUCCAAGAAAUUCGUUGGCGCUCUACCUGUCGUUUUGGGACCUAUAGUGAUUCUAUUCACAAGGAGGAUCGUGCAGAUAUGGUACAGUAGAAAGGGAGACGCUGAAGAACGUACUCUCCAACAACUGCUCAAGCAGCAGCGAGAAAAGGUUGAAGAAAUUAAAAAGAAGACCAAUUACUAUUCGACUCGAGAGCUCUUACAGCGUUACGAUGAAUCCUCUCCUGCCGCAACUCCGCUUCAACAAAGGUCUGCUCUACCUUCGCAGCCUCCGCAACCUUCUCAGCCGCCAGUUACUCCGCAACGCAAAGUCUUUCCACCCAAUAACGGCUCUGUGACCCGCUCAACAGUGAGCCCAGCUUUAAUGCAGCAGCUCAACAGUCCCAUACAAUCGACACCACCUGAACCCCCACGAAAACAAUGGCUAGACAAAAUCGUAGAUGUCGUGCUCGGGGAUGAUGACUCCGCUCGUUUUGCACUCAUAUGCGAAAAGUGCUUCUCGCAUAACGGCUUAGUGAAGGAAAGCGUGUGGGAGGAUACUCAAUACGUCUGCCCCAAAUGCAAACAUUUCAAUCCGUCCAAACGUUCAAAGAAGCUCUCUGCGAGCCCCAACUCCCCGAGUUCCGUUUCCACACAAUCUUCAAGGAUGGGUGAUUCACCGUCUUCUGCUACGUCGCGCUCACCUGUUUCGCAGCCUCUCAGGCAGCGCACCCAACCAAAAUCCCCUCUCAGACAAAAUCCGACUGGGGAAGAGGACGAGAGCAUGAUGGAUGUCGAGGAUUGAUAUCGACUGAUGUAUGUACUGAGUGAUGGUUUUGU